AUGGCAGCAGCAGUUAUGACUCCAAUGCAAGGUCUUUCUUUGGAUGGCGGAAUCAUGGCCCCAUCUCCUGUUUCUGGAAACUCUUCUCGCCAUGGUAGAAGCAAGCACGGUGGCAGUGUUGCUAAGAAGGGAGGACGUGGUCGUGGAUACUCAGUUGUCGAGGACCGAGAGGCUCUCAUCUCUAAAGCUCUUACCUUUGUCCUGAAGAGGACUAUCAAGGAAGGCGAGAAACAAGAAGAGGGUACCGAGGAGAAACUUGUAGCCGAUGCAGAUGGCUGGGUUGACUGCGAGGAUGUCCUCGAGAAAGAAAACCUCAAAUCUCUCGAAGUAACAUUCGAGGAGCUCCACUCAGUUGUAACAUCACCUAAAUCCCGCUUCGCUGUAAAGCUCAAGUCCGACUCCGACGCAGAAGAAGCAGACGAGUCAGACUACCUGAUCCGCAUGAUUGCCUCCGCCAUUCCUUCUACCACCCCCUCCGCCACAACCCAAAAGCUUACACCUCUCAGCACCACAACUGAGGACCUGCCAGACUUGAUUGUGUAUGAGACUUCCUACGCUAAUUACCCUCUCAUCCUACAAUCUGGCGGUAUCAAGCGAGCCGGUGGACAACCCCAUUUGCAAUUCGCAAGUAUCCAAAUAAAUGAGGACGGAACCGAGGAGAGGAAAUCCAGCGACGCCGAUGUAUCAAUCUACAUCGACCUCCGCGCCGUGAUGGAAAAAGAGCCUAAAAUCGCCUGGGCGAAAACAGAGAGUGGAAACGUCGUUACAGUAGGUAACGCCGAAGGUGUCCUAGAGAAAAAGUACUGGAAGAAAGCAGUUGGUCGACGAGCAGACAUUGGUGUAUUGUACGAAGAUGGUGUUGUAAAGAAAGAAGUCCCAAUCGGACUGAGAGGAAAAGGAGCAAAGGGGAAGAAGGGACUCAAGGGCAAGGGAGCCGGCGUGCAAAAGAAGGAAAUGAAGGCUACUAGUGAAGAUGACUCUGCUAGUGAGUAG
Messenger RNA from Glarea lozoyensis ATCC 20868, 993 nucleotides. Its product is annotated as ADP-ribosylation. The transcript has 2 exons. Gene Ontology annotation, biological process: tRNA splicing, via endonucleolytic cleavage and ligation. The record is from RefSeq and is a predicted model, not a curated record. NCBI's taxonomy places the organism in Eukaryota, Fungi, Ascomycota, Leotiomycetes, Helotiales, Helotiaceae. Bases 1 to 993 code for a protein of 330 amino acids. Gene Ontology annotation, molecular function: tRNA 2'-phosphotransferase activity.